This is a messenger RNA of Jaculus jaculus (lesser Egyptian jerboa), 1284 nucleotides long. It is a transcript of the gene Acp4, whose product is annotated as acid phosphatase 4. The transcript is spliced from 11 exons. Gene Ontology annotation, biological process: regulation of neuronal synaptic plasticity; negative regulation of ERBB4 signaling pathway; lysosome organization. Gene Ontology annotation, cellular component: postsynaptic membrane; lysosome. The record is from RefSeq and is a predicted model, not a curated record. Lineage: Eukaryota; Metazoa; Chordata; Mammalia; Rodentia; Dipodidae. The coding region runs from base 1 to 1284 and encodes 427 amino acids. Gene Ontology annotation, molecular function: receptor tyrosine kinase binding; protein tyrosine phosphatase activity; acid phosphatase activity.
AUGGCUGGGCCCGGGUUUCAGGGCCACACCGCUGGACCCCUGCUGCUACUACUGCUGCUGCUGGUGCCACCCCAGGUCCUCCCAGAGGGACCCCUGCUAUUCGUGGCUCUGGUGUUCCGCCAUGGCGACCGUGCCCCGCUGGCCACCUAUCCCACAGACCCGCACAAGGAAGCCGCUUCCACCCUGUGGCCUCGAGGCCUAGGCCAGCUGACCAGGGAGGGCAUCCGUCAGCAGCUGGAACUGGGCCGCUUCCUGAGGAGGCGCUACAAGGCCUUUCUGAGUCCCGAGUACCGGAGGGAGGAGGUGUACAUCCGCAGCACUGACUUCGACCGGACGCUGGAGAGUGCGCAGGCCAACCUGGCGGGGCUGUUUCCUGAGGCGGCCCCGGGAAGCCCGGAGGCCGACUGGAAGCCCAUCCCAGUGCACACAGUACCUGUUUCUGAGGACAAGCUGCUGAGAUUCCCCAUGCGCAGCUGUCCCCGAUAUCAUGAGCUGCUCCGGGAGUCCACUGAGGCCGCGGACUAUCAGGAGGCCCUGGAAGGCUGGACGGACUUCCUGACUCGCUUGGGCAACUUUACUGGGCUGUCACUGGUUGGAGAACCACUCCGCAGGUCAUGGAAAGUUCUGGACACCCUGAUUUGCCAGCGUGCCCAUGGUCUCCAGCUCCCGUCCUGGGCCUCCCCAGAUGUCCUUAGGACGCUGGCACAGAUCUCUGCCUUGGAUAUCAGGGCGCAUGUGGGCCCACCCAGGGCUGCAGAGAAGGCCCAGCUGACCGGGGGAAUUCUGUUGGAUGCUAUUCUCAGUAACUUCUCCCGGGCCCAGCGCCUGGGCCUGCCCCUCAAGAUGGUCAUGUAUUCAGCUCAUGACAGCACUCUGCUGGCCCUCCAGGGGGCCCUGGGCCUCUAUGAUGGGAAUACCCCACCCUAUGCUGCCUGCCUUGCCUUUGAGUUCCGGAAGCGCCUCAGAGACCCUGAGGAGGAAGAUGGAGGGAAUGUCACCGUCUCCCUGUUCUACCGCAACGACACCUCCCGUCCACCCCUGCCCCUCCGGCUCCCUGGGUGCCCAGCCCCCUGUCCACUAGGGCGUUUCCAGAAACUGACUGCUCCAGCGCGGCCUCCAGCUCAUGGGGCCCCCUGCCAUGGCUCCUUAGCGCCUGCCAGCCCCCCAGCCACGGCGGUGCCCCUGCUGGCUGGAGCUGUGGCUGUGCUGGCCCUGCUGAGCCUGGGGCUUGGGCUGCUGGCCUGGAGGCCCAGCUGCCUACGGGCCCUUGCGGGGGUCGUGUGA